ACAUUCUCUCACUGCUCUCCUUUUCACUCCUCUGUUUCUCUCCAACAUUCUCUCUCAGUAUUCAAAAAUUAAACAAAAAAAAAAAAAAAACAUCCUGAAAAUUUGUAUGAACACAAAGCCAUCGGAAUAUGACGAUUGACGAAUGGGAUUUAUGGUACCUUGUUUGAUCGCAGCGUCGUCUGAAUUUCUCUGCUCACAUUUUCGGAUUCUUGAGGGUCGAGGUAGCUGGGGAGGUUAUUUCGUUUAAUGCUGACAGGAACAUAUAGUUUGAAGAAGAAGAAGAGAAAGAAGAUUGUUAUAUAGCAUCGGCUUUUAUUGGUGUGGGGGCUUGGCGCUUUUUUUGGUUUAGCCCCAUUGAUUAGUUGGAGGGAAUAUGAGUUUAAAUGUGUGAGUAGGUUUGGGAUUGAGAGUUCACAGUUGUGACAGGAUUUGAGUUACAAGUGUGUUAAAUUUAGAGGACCAAUACAAUGUCUAUUGCCAGUGUAGCUCUUAGUCCCGUAUAUGAAGAAUCUUUGAACUUCCCUUGCAAUUUCGCCGGUGGAUAUGGGCUGUCAUCGGGUAACUCCAUUAUGAUAUACCUCAGUGUUGGUGGGUCUGUGAUUCCGAUGUGUGUGACUGAGUCAGAUUCCAUUGCCUCGGUAAAACUGAGAAUCCAGGCCUCGAAAGGGUUUUUUGUGAAGAAACAGAAGCUGGUUUUUGAAGGUAGGGAAUUGGCUAGGAACAAUUCUCGGGUAAGGGACUAUGGGGUAACUGAUGGGAACCUAUUGCACUUGGUACUUAGGCUUUCGGAUCUCCAGGCUAUUACUGUUAGGACUGUGUGUGGCAAUGAGUUUGAGUUGCAUGUUGAGAGGAGUAGAAAUGUUGGUUAUGUGAAGCAGCAGAUUGCUAAGAAAGGGAAAGGGUCUGUUGAUCUCAAAGAUGAGGAACUCGUAUGUGAUGGUCAAGAGCUUGAAGAUCAGAGACUCAUUAAUGAAAUAUGCAGAAGUAACGAUGCUGUUAUUCAUUUGCUGGUCCGGAAAUCUGCUAAGGUUAGAGCUAAACCUAUAGAAAAGGAUUUUGUAGUGUCAAUUGAGGCUUUAAAUUCGAAUGAGAAGAAGCCUGCUUUAGCCAGAGAAGUUGUGGGAUGUCAAGUUUUAGGGAGGAAAGCAAUUGGAAGAGAACUCGUUUUGGAACCUCUAAUUGUAAAUCCUAAGAUUGAAUUUUCAUUAGGGGUUAAAAAGCUGAUUUACUCUACUUUGGACGGGCUAGAGAGAGGCUGUGAGCCAGUUCGCUCUUCAGAGGGAUCUGGUGGAGCUUAUUUCAUGCAAGACUCUUCUGGUCUGAAGUAUGUUUCUGUUUUUAAGCCAAUAGAUGAGGAACCGAUGGCAAUGAAUAACCCUCGGGGAUUGCCCUUGUCAGCGGAUGGUGAAGGUUUGAAGAAGGGUACAAGGGUUGGAGAAGGGGCAUUGAGGGAAGUUGCAGCAUACAUUUUGGAUCAUCCAAGGACUGGGCCUCGUACAUUUUAUAGUGAGGAGAAGGGCUUUGCCGGGGUGCCACCCACAGUUAUGGUCAAGUGCUUGCACAAAGGAUUUAAUCAUCCAGAAGGUUAUGAUUCUGCUGCUAAGGACAUGAAGAUUGGAUCGCUUCAGAUGUACAUGAAAAACAAUGGAAGUUGUGAAGAUAUUGGUCCUCGCUCUUUUCCAGUGCAGGAGGUACAUAAAAUUUCUGUGCUGGACAUGAGGUUGGCAAAUGCAGACAGGCAUGCCGGAAACAUACUGAUUAGUAGAGAGAGUAAAGACAGUGAGAUUGUGCUUAUUCCCAUUGAUCAUGGGUAUUGUUUGCCUGAGAAUUUUGAAGAUUGCACAUUUGAUUGGCUUUAUUGGCCUCAAGCUCAGCAACCUUAUUCCUCUGCCAUUCUUAACUACAUCAAAUCAUUAGAUGCCGAACAAGAUAUUGAACUUUUGAAGUUUCAUGGAUGGAACCUACCACCUGAAUGUGCCCGCACUCUCCGCAUUGCCACCUUGCUUCUAAAGAAAGCUGCAAAGAGAGGACUCACUCCCUUUGCCAUCGGAAGCAUCAUGUGUAGGGAGACUUUGAAGAGAGAAUCUGUUAUUGAACAUAUCAUUCAAGAAGCAAAAGAAGCUCAACUCCCAGGAACAAGUGAAGCUUCAUUUCUCGAAUCUGUGUCAUCAAUCAUGGAUCAACACCUUGAUGAGCUUUACUAAAAAGACUACAUUCUGAAUACAAGGCAUAAUGCCUUUGUCCAUAUGCUCUUUAUCCAUCUCUAAUGGCUUGCAGGUUUCUUAUUUCUGUUGUCUGAUGAUGAAUCUUGUAUCUACCACCUAAAUAAUUCCUCUUUUAAUUUUGUUUGCCCUUUUUUUAGCUUUCAUACAUCCCCGUUCAUUCUGUAGUAGUAGUACUUGGAAUCGAGGAAUAAUAAUCAGACAGUAAUACAUAAUACAUACUUUGAUUGUACA
This is a messenger RNA of Rosa chinensis, 2456 nucleotides long. RefSeq names its product phosphatidylinositol 4-kinase gamma 3. The record is from RefSeq and is a predicted model, not a curated record. Lineage: Eukaryota; Viridiplantae; Streptophyta; Magnoliopsida; Rosales; Rosaceae. Gene Ontology annotation, molecular function: protein binding. The transcript has 3 exons. The coding region runs from base 468 to 2204 and encodes 578 amino acids.